Molecule: messenger RNA, 8184 nt
Organism: Polypterus senegalus (gray bichir)
Lineage: Eukaryota; Metazoa; Chordata; Cladistia; Polypteriformes; Polypteridae
Gene: mef2d
Product: myocyte enhancer factor 2d
Exons: 12
Coding region: 488-1981 (497 amino acids)
Biological process (GO): positive regulation of transcription by RNA polymerase II; cell differentiation
Molecular function (GO): DNA-binding transcription factor activity, RNA polymerase II-specific; protein dimerization activity; histone deacetylase binding
Source: RefSeq, a predicted model, not a curated record
GCACACCAGUUUCUACAGUGUAUCGUUUGACUGAGCUAAAUAGUUACCUUGUACCGAAAGAGGAAAGGGGGGGAUUUAUUUUGUUACAUUUUACUUCAUCGAAUACUGUAAAGGAAUUAUUUCCACAGUUGUUUAUUAUCGGUGAUGUCAAACAUUUCAGAGUAAGAAAUGGCUCCUAUACAUCCAGAGGAAUAAUUAAAGGAAGCUGCAGUUUAGAACCCUUAUAAUUACCUUGAGCAACACUACCCACAGUUUCAUGUACUAGAACUUCAGAGGUUUAAGUUAUUGAAAAUAUCAAAUUUGAAAAAAAGCUAGCCGCUAACUGCUUUACGACUGGACGUCCAACAUAAAUAUACCAUGAACUGAGGAAAGUGGAUUGGCAUUCCUUUCUUUUUAGUUCCAUAAAAGAAGACGGAUACAACUGUAAUAUUCAGUUUGAACUGCGACUGACGCUGUCUUCAGCCCCCCCCCACUCAAGCUUAUAACAAUGGGGAGGAAAAAGAUUCAGAUUCAAAGGAUUACAGAUGAACGAAACAGACAGGUGACAUUUACAAAGCGGAAAUUUGGCUUGAUGAAGAAAGCAUAUGAAUUGAGUGUAUUAUGUGACUGCGAAAUUGCUCUCAUCAUCUUCAACCAUUCAAAUAAACUCUUUCAGUAUGCCAGCACAGAUAUGGACAAAGUACUCCUGAAAUAUACAGAGUAUAAUGAGCCACAUGAGAGUAGAACUAAUGCUGACAUCAUUGAGGCUUUGAACAAGAAGGAGCACCGAGACUGUGAUAGCCCUGAUAUUGAUGAAGCCUUCUCACUCACACCACGCACUGAGGAGAAAUAUAAAAAAAUUGAUGAGGAGUUUGAUAAAAUGAUGCAAAGCUAUAGACUGGCUUCUGCAGUUCCGCCUCCAACUUUCUCCAUGCCAGUGACAGUACCUGUCUCCAAUCAAAAUGCACUACAAUUUACUACUGGUGGACCCCUGGUGACAACAUCCUUUGCACCAUCCUCAUUAUCAGAUCCUCGUCUUCUGUCUCCACAGCAGUCUGCCCUUCAGAGGAACACUGUAUCUCCAGGGCUACCACAAAGACCAGCUAGUGCAGGUGCACUUUUGGGUGGGGAUCUAAAUAGCUCAAAUGGAGCUUGUCCAAGUCCAGUUGGAAAUGGGUACAUUAGUGCUCGAGCCUCUCCAGGAUUGUCUGUAUCAAAUGGCAAUAGCUUGGGCAAAAUAGCUCCGGCAAAGUCACCGCCGCCACCCAGCUCACAAAUGGGCAUAAAUAGCCGCAAACCAGACCUCCGGGUCAUCACCCCCAGCAAAGGACUCAUUCAACUGACAGAUGAGGACCUAGAACUGAAUGCCCAGAGGUUGGGUGGCUCUCAGGUGACACAGCCAUUAACCACACCUGUGGUUUCUGUUGCAACACCCAGCCUCUUAACACAGGGACUGCCGUUUUCUGCAAUGCCUACAGCCUACAAUGCAGAAUAUCAGCUGACAAGUGCUGACCUAUCUGCUCUCCAGGCAUUCAGCUCGCCGAGCAGUUUGUCGCUAGGCAACAUCUCCACAUGGCAACAGCAGCAGGCGCAACAGCAGGCAACCCAGCAACAGCAGCAGCUCAGCCUGGCAUCCCUUAGCAACCUGGUGCCAAGUUGUCAUUUACCUCAGAACACAUCCUUGACAGUGAAUACCAAUCCUGUGAGCAUCAAGUCUGAGCCUGUGUCACCAAACAGGGACCGAAGUACACCAUGUUCCUCUGCUACUGGCUCUGGGCUUGGAGGAACACAGUACCUUAGGCAAGAUCCUACUGGACGCUCUCCAGUUGACAGCCUGAGCAGCAACGGAAGUUCAUAUGAGGGUAGUGACAGAGAUGAUCCAGGACAUCAGCAACGGCCGCAAGAUUUUGGGUGUUCUCUCAGUGUUGUGCGACCUUCAGGAGAUACAGACCAGGACAACAGUGGUGUAAAGCGCAAAAGAUUGGACGCCUGGGUAACAUAACUGUGUAGGCCUUUUCAUAGGUCAAGGGUGGAAAGACAGGGAUCGGGGUGGGGAGAGAGAGAUCUGAAUUGCUGGAGGAGAGCUUAAUAUCCUACAACUGCCUGAAUUUAAAAUUAAUAAUUAUAAAAUGCGGGUUAUCUUUUAUUUGAAGGAAUGCAGUAUCCCUUUAGGUGUUUACAGUGGCUGUCUGAUGCUCACCACACAAUGCUGAAGUUUCUUUAUGGAAAGAAUUUACUGUGCAGGACUUCAACAUAUAAAAAAGACUGGAUAAUCUUCCCCAGCACAUAUGGGAAAAUGGAAUAUUUCAGAAUCUACAUAUUUAAAAUUAACCUUAUUUUAACAGUGUCUCUCUUACAUAAUUAACUCCAUUUUUUUUGUGUGUAAAUUUUCAAUGAUCUCUCUGGCAUUGCUUAAUACCCAAUCCCCAUCCCCCACCAUUUAUCUGGAUAUAUGUUAUUUGAGUAUUGCAUUUCCAACUAGCACACUUAUUUUUUUAAACAUCAGAUGCCCUGCAAAACCAUUUAUUCUCUGAAAGUGGUAUAGCACCUUUUCACUAGUAAAAAUUUUUGGAGUUCUGUACAUAAGAGGGGAAUUCAGGGGAACGUAAGUUGCGUAUACAUUUUUAUUAAGUAAAAUGCUUUACAUGCAGCACCCAAUGCAAGAAAAUACUGCAGGUAUAUGAAAGUAGUACUCUUUGCCUUUAAUAAAAUAAGCUUGUGGAAACUAGAGGCAGAAUUAGUAAUACAAGAGGUUGUGAUAAAUAAAGACUGUUCUUACAGGCGUUAAUUUAAUGUUUCCCAUUUAUCCUUAUCCUAUAACAGCAGUCAGGGCUGAUUUUGUACUGUUUCCGUGUGUUUGGGCAGAAGUCUAGAAACAAACCACAGACUGGCCUUUGGUUAAAACCUUAGAGCAUAAUCAGUCUUGCUAACUGAUUAGAUACAUUUGCUUUGGAAUUCUCUCAGAUUAGUAGCUUUUCUGAUUGCUUAUUUGUUUGGUUAUUAUAGUAGUAUUGCAAUUCAUGUUUUACCUCAGAUAAUAUUAAUCUUUUAAACUUUAAUGUUUUUAAGGUAUAUACCAUCAAGCAUUGAUAUACAUUUCUGAGAUGUGUCAGUGCUGUUUCAAAUGCAGGGAAAACAUCCUUGAAAUAGUGUAAAAACAGGACUAUUAGUGUUUCACAUUAUCUAGCUUAAAAUCAGUGAUUUUAUUUUAAAAUACUGAAAUACAACCUAUUAACCAAUUGGAUUUGAUUUACAUCUCCUAUUGUAGGUACUGUAUAUGGUAUUGUAAAUUUGAAAUCAAUUAUGCUAUUUAAGAAACAUUCAUUGACAGAAAAAAGAGCAUACGAGUGUAUAACAGUCAUUUCUGAGUUCUGAUUUGUUUGUUGCCAAACAUUUUACAUGGAUGUCUGUUAUGCUUUGUUUAUGUAAUAAAUAAUGUGCACAUAAAAGGCUUUAAGAAAGGGCCAGUAUUUUCAGUGAGUUGGAAAUGUACCUACCCAUAAAUGUUAUGUGUUCCUACCCACAAUUAACAGACCACACAAAGAAGCCCAGAGUUAAUGCUUUAAGUCACAGUCUUUUGCAAUAUACAUUAAUGUGAAUACAAUGUAAAUAUUUAAAUAUAUCCUAUUAAUAUGUUUUUAAAUAAGUUGUCAUAGAAGUUUAUAUUUAACCAUUUGUUAAAAAUCUAGAAGAACCUCUAACAAGCAUUUGUCCUUAAAAUUGUAAAUUAUUUGAAACAUUUUGGUUAUCCAUAACAACACUUCAGAAUAUUAAAAAGAUAAAUAUAGAAAUAAAAAUAAUAAUUUUUUCAAACCAUUUGACUAAUGAGAAAGAAUAUUUUUCUCCUUUAAACUCAGGACCUCAGAUUUUGUUAGUUUAAUCCUCACACAAUAUCUGUAAUACAUUUCUUUACAGUUUUACUUUAAAGUAAUGCACAACAGCUAAUAAUCCUCCGUUAAAUAAUGGCUAAACUUAGAUUCACCUUACCUACUCUGUCAUAAAUAAAUAUGUAUUCAUAAUUUUAUCAUGUUUCAUGCUUCCAGAUAUGUUUAACCUAUAUAAAACACUUUGAUUAUGUAGGCUAUGUAGAUGUUAAACACAUUUUUUUUGUGAUUCAUAAAAUCUAAGAACACAUGUGACUCAAAGAUGAAAAUUAAUUUUGAUUUGUUCGAUAUACAUUUUAUAUCUGUUCAAGUUCUGUUGUUAUCAGUCAUAGACUAUAUCAGGCACACAUUACUUUAGUGUGUGCCAACCUGCUGUAUAGUGAGAUAAUAUAAAGCUGCCUAAAGUUCUGAAUUAUAUGUGCUCAGUAUUAAGGUUUAUCAACACUUAUGUGUAUUGUUGAUAAACUGGAAUGUAGAGAAAAUAACUGCAUGAAUAUACAUUUUUUUAAUCUGUAAAGUUAUAAAUAACAUUUUUUUUAAGACAGCGUCACUACUUAACGUAGGCUUAUAGGGUUGUGCUACAUCAAUCUGUGAUAUUCGUACUUGAGUAGAUACAUUUUGAACAGAAUAUUAGAAACUUAGUAAAAUGCAUCAGUGUGAUUAUGUGUUGCUGUUCCGACAAUCUCUUCUUAAUAUAAUGCCAAAUAAUUGCCUGAGCACUGCAUCUGGUCUGCAAAAAGUGUGGUGUAAUAUUUAAUUUAGUUACUGAAUAUUAGAUGUAAAUCAAUAUUUUGCCAAAGGGGACUAAAUUGUGACAAUCAAAUGUCACACUAUCCAAAAAUGGGUGGACAUUUGCAACAUUCAUUGAAUAUGGCAGGUUUGACAUUAGAUAAUAAAGAGUAGGGCACGGAAUAAGAUAUACCACUUAGGGUAAGAUCCUAAAAAGACAUUAAUUAUUUAGUAGAUAAGGGGGAACUCUCUGGUUUAUAGGCAGUUUGAAACAUUAUUCAGUUGUUGUGAGUAGUAUCAUAAUAUACCAGAUUGUCCUCAAAUAUAAAAAUUGUAAACUUAUGCAAUGAACAAAAAGCAGGAAUAGUCAUAAUAAAUUAAUGCUCGUAUGUGUGUGAGAAUGAGACAAAAGCAAAUACAUUCAUUGGAAGGUUUAUUUGCCACUAGAUUAUAUUGCCAUCUGAGUUUUUUUUUUUUUUCUUCUCAGAGUAACUACAUUACAAAGCUGGGUUAAAUUUAAAUGUAGUACAUGUUCAUCUUCAUGUAGAUGAGAUUAUUAUAUUUGUUUGCAUUUCUUAACCUCCUGGAUUGAUCAUAUUUGAGAAACAAAAAAAUGACACCCUUUAAAAAUUUUGUUCAAAGUGUAUCAACAUUAUUUCAUGUUUAUCCUGAGCAGAGAAUGUGCAUUUAAACACAGCUUUCUCUGAACCUUAUUAACUUAUUAUUAAGUAAAAAUGAAACUUGGUGAACAGAUAAAGAUGGAAUGCCAGUAGAUGAUAAGGUUUUAGACCCUCAAAAUCUAAACGUACUUUUACUGUAGAAUACAAAUGUAGUAGUUAUAUUAACUGUACUUCAAGGUUAACAUGAUUCUGCUACCACCUAGUAACUUGUCCCAAAGCCCAGCCUGCCAAUAUUAAUGGAUUAUGUCCUAACCUCAGAAGAAAAGACUUAGAAAUGAUAGUCAUGUGGAAAACGGACCACAGUAGUUACCUACCUGAAUAGGCAAUUUAAUGUUAUUUACCCUGUUUCGUCUUGGCCACAAGAAAGGGAUACUGCUUCAUUGGAGAUUAGGGCAGUACUGUAGAAAAUAAUUAAAAGAAUCAGUUUACCAGCUUUGGUAUUACAUUAACUGGAUUUUGUUUUCCAGUUGUUGUCAUUUACUGUUUUUGUGUUUGUCAUUCUGCUUUUGCUUUUUCAGAAAUAUAACCAUAUUGGUUCAGCUAAUGAGAUAUUUAAUCAUUUAUUAUCUGUUUAUAAUACUUGAUAAUAAAUUAAAAUGUAAACUGAAUUGGGACACCAUAGUGAUAUUUUCUUGUAGAACCAGUGAAACCUGCAGGUCCUUUCAAGGCAUCACUUGCUUCCCUUUGUCAGCAUUUGGCUACAUUCUCCCCUGUGGUUUACUUAGGGUGACAGACAAAUCAAGGUCUUUUUUCCUUUAAACUCAAGGAAAGCCAAGCCUAAAGUUUUCAAUAAUUUUAGACUCAAUAUAUAUAUAUAUAAAUUCCUUAUGUGUCUAAAUUUCUUUAUCUUGCCCCUAAUUACAUAUAUUAUUAUAAAUAUCUAUGAUAUAUGCCUUGGCAUCUUAGAUUUUUUUUUUUAUGGCAGAUUUGUCGGGACUUAAUAUAUGCUUAUUAUGGUGCUUCAGUCUUCAAAUUCAAUGCAUUUAAAGACUGUGCACACUUUAGUCUUUUUGUGAAGUGCCCUGUUCAAUAAGUAGCGUUAUAAUUAUUAUGAUAAUUAGCUUUGAUCAUGAUCCAUAAAGAUUCCAUUUGAGACAGGUAUCUGAUAGCAAUGUCAUAAUGUGUAUAAUUAAAAAUGAUUUAGUAAAUCUUACAAGAUCUUUUUUUUUUUUUAUUCAAAUUAUUUAUUUUGAUCAUGCAGCACAUACUUGAUAUAGCUAUAGUAUUCAGGUAAAUGCGUAAGUGCAUGCAUAAAAUAAUCUAUGGCAUUCUUUGUUUUUAAGGUUGUAAUUCUUUUUAUCCAAAGUAGUAAGGAUUAUAAUUUUCUUUGCGAAAGUUACACAGUCAACGCCCCUGCAUAUCAUGCUAACAUUAUAACUGCAAACAUUUUAAAAAGCUGGAUAUAUACAGUACGGUUUUCUUUUCUUUGAGGAAUUGUGAGUAUUUGUCACAUUUUUAAGAAAUUUGGGAGUAUUUGGAUUAACAGGAUCCACUUUCUGUGAAGUGUAUUGUUCCCAGUGUUAUAAGCUGUUCCUCUUUAGGGUACACUGGUUUUGGGCAACGCCACACUUUUGAUCCUGGUCGCAGUUUUCAUGCAAUGUACCUGAAAAAAUUGCACAAAUGGAAGAUAUGGAACAUUGUUAUUUUUUGUAUAAUAAACUCAUGUUGCAGGUUUCUUUUACUUUUUAAAAUAACAUUCAUAUUUGUAAUUUUGUUUUAAAAUGAAAAAGCACUGGAUAAUUUUUAAUUCAGUAUGUUUUCAACAGUAAGCAUUGUUCUUUUUAACUGUUUUGACAGGACUGUGUUGAGAGUCUGGCAUUUUCUGAUAAUUUUUCACUUUUUUUUUUAAAUCUAAAAUGAUCACAGCCAUUACCAAACAAGUGAACAUGUGACCCUGGAAAGGUGCUGAGCAGUCUUUCUCAUUACAGUCUAAAAAAUCUAUUACAGAUAUUUAAAAAAUCCAAACAAUUUUGUUUUAAACAAAAUUCUAAUAACAGAACAGGAAAAUGAGUUUAUUAUGAUAUUAACACUAUGUUUACGUAUCACAGCAGAAUCUGGCAUUAGCGUUAUGUUGUACUGAGAGUAAAGGUCUUUGCAUCUUAAGUUAUGGGAUUUUUUUUUUUUUAAAUCUGUAACUUGUAUAAUGUUCAAGAGAGACAAUCUUUAAAAACAAACACCCCUCUUAACUAUGUAUAACGGUAUGUCUUUAGAAUAUCAUUUCUUGUGUUAAUUUGUGCUGGUGACAGUUCUAUUGUACAUUAAAAAAGAAAAUAUUUUUUUGUGUAGGCUAGUUAUUUUAUUUUAUUAUAUAUAUAUAAAUAUAUAUAUUUUAUUUGUUUGUUUUUUUCUUAAAGGGGUGUUGCUAAAAUUGCACGGUUUAUAAAAUAACAUAAUAAUUAUAGAUAAUAUUAAUUUUAAGUGAAAACAAACAAACAAAAGAAAAAAAACACAAGAUUAAAAAUACCAGGAGGAAUUCAAUGCUGCAAUUUUUAGUAAAAGAGUAAAAGUGUCAGAUAUGGAGUUUUAAUUUAUUCUGAGACAAGACUUAUAUAAUGUAAAUGCAUGAGGAAAAUGAGGAAAAUCAAACAUAACAAAAUUGUAAACCUCAAAUGAAAAAAUGUAGCAAAAAAAAACAGUGAAAAGAAGAUAGCUAAUAUAUUGUGUUCAGCUAGUCUGCUUUCAGUUUUGUUGUAUAAAAAAAGUUUUUUGUUGUUUUUGGAGAAUGAUACAAUUUGUGUAUAUUUUCAUAAACAAGGUAUGCACUGAUAUGUUAUAAAAAUUCUAUACUGCUUUUACAAAAAAAAAGUGUUUGUUAUUGUACCAAAGUAUCCAUUCGUUCCUUGAAACCUGCCCUUUUUGCGUAUGUUUGACCAUAUUUUAUAUAUUAAAUAGACAAGUUGACUUACAUUGUA